Gryllus bimaculatus (two-spotted cricket) is the source of this 9500-nucleotide messenger RNA. The record is from the annotation of a GenBank genome assembly. NCBI's taxonomy places the organism in Eukaryota, Metazoa, Arthropoda, Insecta, Orthoptera, Gryllidae.
AUGAAUUGUGAAGAUGCGAAGGAGUCGGCGCGGCAGAGCUCGCACCACGCGCUGCGCGACACGUGCGCCAACGGGGACGCGGCGCUGGUACGCGCUCUGCUCCAGCAGCUGGGCCCCGAGGCCGCGCUCGUCGUCAACAUGGCGCCCAGCGGCUCCAACACCCUCCUCUUCAUAUACCCCUUCAGCCGUGGUAGGUUGCGCGUCAGACAACAAUGUGGCGUGAAGAGAAAAGGAAUGCCAGUUCUACAAGAGAUUUUAGCAAAAUAUGCGAAUGCCAACCUGGGAAUCGGCGUGAUGAAUGCCGUCGGUUCAAUAGAAAAGGCGUGUGAGGCAGGUCGAAAGGAAAUCGUCAAAGUGCUUCUGGACCAUGAUGCUGAUGGAAGGAUUCACCCCGUUACCAAAUACUCACCUCUAUACAUCGCCUGCUACAAUGGACGGAAGGACAUUGUUGAAAUGCUUCUCAAAAGAUUUCCAGAGCUGAUACAACAACACACUGUAGAGCGGUGGUUGCCAAUUCAUGCAUGCUGCAUCAAUGGCCACACACAUGUCAUGGAGCUCCUGCUGAAGUAUCCCUAUCCACCUCACCUCAUGCAGAAAUACAGAGAUCCUAGUGGAGAUUGGGAAUAUGAAAUGCCUUUUGAUUUGAACAUGAAGGAUGUAACUGGCCAAAGUGCUAUUUAUGUCGCAUCUCUCCUCGGAAAUUACAAGAUGGUUGACCUUCUUCUCAAGUUCCGUGUGAAAGCGAUAAGGAUAAAGAGCAUUAAGGAGAAAGAAGCAGAAGAGGCUAGUGACCAAGCGAAUGCCAAUGAUAUUGUGAGUCCAACUCGUAGGAGAAUAUCUGAUGGCAUUCAGUCCAUCAUGGCCAGAUUAAAUUUACGCUCUGGAGAAACUCAAGGACCUGUGCGCAAUGAAUGUAUGCUGAGUCCACUGCAGGUGAAUGUGUAUUGUAACAACAACAGUGAGACUCCUCUUCAUGCAGCAGUUAAGGGAAAACAUUAUGAAGUUGUUAGUGCAUUGCUGCUCUGUGGGGCAGAUCCUAAUAUGUCCUGUCGGCCUCCAGAACAGGUGUCCUCUCCAGACUGUGAAGAUGCUGGCAGUUCAGUGGGGUCUGUGUCGACAGCACUAGUAGAAGCCUGUAAGAAUAGGGACAUAGGCAUGACAGACCUCCUUUUGCGUCAUGGUGCCCGGGAUGACGACUGCAAAGCACUGAGAGUAGCCACUCACAACCAUGAUGAUAUUCUUACUGCUAAACUUCUGUCCAUCAAGGCAUACCCAGACCCAGAAUACAGACUCAACAAGGCAGCUAUGACAGAAGAAGGACUGCCACAGGUGGGGCACCUAGGAAUCAGCAGCCUCACAUACAGUGCCCUUUUCCCCAACACAGCAGUCAUGGUUAACUGGCACCACCAACAAUGUGAAUUGGCAGAAGUUCGCAAACAAUGGCUGAUUGACGCUGCUCUAACUGUGAAUCCAAAACUGAAGUUAAAUCCAAGAAAUCAAGAUGUUGUAUUGUUUGCUGUCACUAGAAUUGAUCUUUCUAAAAAUGCUCUCACCUGGUUGCCUCUUGUCUUGUUUCAGUUACAUAGUUUAAGAUAUUUGAAUGUUGCCCAAAACAAAAUCGAAAGACUGCCUAUUAGGACUGACAAGGGAGGACUAGCCUCUCCUGCCAAGAAAAGUGGUUCAAAAUCCAAUAAAACUACUGUUACCAAGACUGGCUACACCGCUCCGGUUUUAGAAGAACUGUAUUUGCAGGAUAACCGGUUAGAUCAAAUUCCUGAGGAUAUAUUCCAGCUCCCAUCUUUAGUCACUUUAGAUAUCUCCAACAACAAGCUUCAAACAUUACCGUAUAAUAUGUGGAAAGCUCCAAAACUAAAAGAACUAAAUGCUGCAUUUAAUUUGCUUAGAGAACUUCCAUCCAACCCUCCUGAGAUUGCCUGUGAUGUUCAAAGUCCAGUUCAUAGUGAGAAAGGUUCAUCAUUUGCCGAUAGUGUGGAAAACCUGGAAACAAGUUGCUCAGAAAUAUCAGAAGAUAGUACAUCGGUUAGCGAAGAUCAGUUGUUGGAUGCUCGAGCGCUUCAUGCAUCUUUUAUAAAGACCAAAUCUGUUCAGCACCUUGACAUCCAGCAUCACAACAUUUGGAGCCGCAAUGUUGAGGUGACUGAGCAGAUUCCUCAUGCCGACGGGGAAGGCCAGGAGAAUUGCUCUCAACUGUCUUCUCUCAAUCUCGCCCACAAUCAGUUCAGCUGUGUCCCUCCAGCCCUGCCCUGCCUUGCUGUCAACCUCACCCGCCUCAACUUAAGUUACAACAGCUAUCAGUGGAUGGUAAUAAUCUUAGAUGUAAUAAGUAAUGAAAUGUUUGCCUGUUCUCCAUGGGAUAUUGAACCUGAUUGCCAACCAUACAUUCGUCUUGAAAGUUUGAGGAGCAUGAGUCACAUUACAUCCUAUCCUGGCACCUUAAAACAGUUGGACUUAUCCCACAACCAAGUUUGCUGUUGGCCUAGUCUGCCCCAGAUAGAGUGCUUGGACAGUGCUGAGAUUUCGCAUACAGUAUGUUAUGCACCAAGUGAAGGAACGCUUGGAUCUAGGUCAUCUACCAAAUUACCUCCUUCACUGCCAGGAAGACGAUCUUUGCGCUCAGCUAUUCUGGCUAGUCUUUGUGUACAUAGGAGACAUUUGAGACUGGAUAGUUUACGCACGUUAGUGCUUGCUGACAAUAAAUUAAGCAGACUGCAAUUAUCAACAGAUGAUGAUGGUGCAAGUUCUGUGUCAGAGGACGAUGACAACGAAUGGGAUGUUCUGAAUCCUGCUGCGAAUCAAAGUAAAACUCGACUUAUGUUCCCCAAUCUCAGUAUGCUGGAUGUAAGUAACAAUCAGUUGCGUGAAGUGCCUCACAACAUCCAUGAAUUAGCCAAUCUCUCAGUUUUGAAUGUCAGUGGAAACUCAGGCAAUAAUAAUUCAGAUAUUUCAUCAACCUUCAUUGCAGUUUCUUUUUAUGUAAUUGAAUGCUUUGUAUGCCUCUUAGAUGUGAGUGAAUUGCCUCCACAAAUGGGUCUUUUAUCCCGACUUUGGAACUUGAACACUCGUGGCUGUAGUUUACAAGAACCAUUGAAAUCCAUGAUUGAUUCAAAAAAGUACAAAACUAUGGAUGUGAUCGGAUACCUCAAGUCUGUUUUGGAAGAUGCUAGACCAUAUGCCCGCAUGAAACUUAUGAUUGUUGGUGUUCAAGGAAUUGGAAAGACAUCAUUACUGGAACAGUUGAGACAAGAAGGAGUUGGAUCUUACAAGAAGAAGCCUGUUGAGCACUGGGCAAAACGAAUGGGUAACAAAAACAUAAAUGUGAAGACAUCCCGUGGCACAAAUAUGUCUACAGUAGGUGUUGAUAUUGGAGACUGGGUCUAUGAGAAGAAAGUUAGGGGCCAGUCGUCUUAUGGCCCUGUUGUGUUUAGGACAUGGGAUUUUGGAGGCCAGCGUGAAUAUUAUGCAACACAUCAAUAUUUUUUGUCAAAACGAAGUCUUUACCUUGUUGUCUGGAGGAUUCCUGACGGACAGAAGGGCAUUAAUGAAAUUUUACAGUGGCUAGUCAAUAUUCAGGCACGUGCUCCAAACUCACCUGUGUUAAUAGUCGGAACUCAUUAUGACAUGAUGAGAGAAUACUAUCCAGCCUCAUAUUCUGAAGAAUUGCAGCAGAUAAUUCGAGACAAAUUUAUCAACAUUGUAGAUGCUGAAAAAUGUGGGUUACCUCGUGUUCUUGACACAAUAGAAGUAAGCUGCAAGACUCGUCACAAUAUAAAACUUCUCUGCAGCCUUGUUUAUGACACAGUCUUUAGCUUGAGACCACCUGGGAGCAAAGAGCUGCUGCUUGAGCAGAGAGUGCCAGCCACAUACUUGGCUCUGGAAGACGUUGUAAGUCAUUUAGCAACUGAACGUCGCCUCACUGGUGUAGAUCCUGUUCUCAAUGCUGAACAGUAUAAAGCAGUUGUGACAGCGGAAAUGCAAUAUCGAUGUCAAAGGUCCUUUCGUGAUGCAGCAGAAUUGCACCAAGCCACCCUAUUUUUACAUGAAAACGGAGUUCUCCUGCAUUAUGAUGAUGCUACUUUGAAAGAUCUGUAUUUCUUAGACCCACAGUGGCUUUGUGAUAUGCUAGCUCAUGUUGUAACCAUUCGUGAAAUCAAUCCAUUUGCUCGUACUGGUGUAAUGAAGCUAGAUGAUUUAAAGCAUGUUUUUAAGUCUUCCAACAUGGGCCACAUAGACACACGUGGCUAUAUCGUAAAUCUUCUCAACAAAUUUGAAGUGGCCCUCACAUGGGAUAGUCGCACCUUGUUGAUUCCUUCUCUUCUGCCUGCGGAGGAGCAGCUGCGCGUGACUUCCCAUCAGCAGCUAGUCAGGAUCCCUGUACGGUCUCGAGGCUGGGCAGUGCGUAACAAGAAGAUUGCCAGUUCAAAUGCAUCUACAUUAGUAGGGAACUCGUCUUUUUACACUCAGAGUCCAGAUAAAUUCCGACUACAAAGGCCAGGAUCUGCUCCUGCAAUGUCUAGAAGUCCAGGAGCUGGAUCAAGUGAGGAAGUCGCAGAAACACCACCAGUACCACAGUAUGAACUUACUCAUCGAUCUGAUCCAGAGUGCUCUAUUCGACGUUUGUUAUUGAUGUCAUACUUUCCAAGUGGUUUUUGGUCUCGACUUAUCACACGCAUCCUUGCUGAUGAUGCAAUUGUUGAUAUUGUGAGAUCAUUCUUUGUUAUGCCCAAGGAGGUAGCACAAGAUGCAAAACUUGCCCAGGUUCUUGAUGUUAGGGCUGAAUGGGUUUUGUGGCAAACUGGCAUGGAACUCAAAUAUGCUGAUACUACUUUGUUUCGUAUGAAAGAAGUACUGCAUUCACCAAGAAAUUCCCCUGUUGACUAUCGACAACUGAGGUUCCGCUUGAAACAAGAAGGCACUUGGUGUGAUGUGGAUUUGGCAAGCUCUUCUAUUUUAGAGAUAUAUUUCCCAGUAGAUACUAUUGUGAUUAAAAGGCCUAUUACUGAUGAAGCAAGUGCUGGGGAAGCUAUUGGUUACCAGGCUAUUGUUCUUGAUCCAAGUCCUGAAUGUACUACUCAACUUCUUGCUCUAGCUGUAGAUCAUAUAGAUAUUCUCCUUGAAGACUGGUAUCCAACUCUGGGAACUCGUUUUGUGCACACAUCCGAGGGCAAGUUCCUUGUGACCCGUCUGGUCCCGUGUCCUCGAUGCCUAGCUCCACAGGCUGACACUGAGCUGCUGCAGCAACAGAAGGCUGACAGAGAUGGAUGGCCAGCCCCAGGUCAGGAGCAGCCACCGCCAGGAGCACCGACGCCUCUGCAGACUGGACUGGCAGCCAAGACUCUGGCUGAGGCAUUUCAUCGAGCUGAAAAUGAACAAUUUGGAAGUCGCCAAGUUCGCAAAUCUCAAGAAAGCUACACUUCGGAAUGUGACAGUGGUGUGGGACCAGACAGUGCAGGUUCAAGUCGCAAACACUCAGUGGAAGGGCAUCCAGGAAUAGGCACUGAUGAGUCUGCAUCAACCGAAGAAACAGAAUCUCACCCACUCUUUAGUUGGAUCAUAGAAGAGUGUAUCCUGGCUGCAUAUGACCGAAAAACAGUCACUUGUCCAUCUCAUGGUGAUAUUCCUUUGGCACAAGUUGCUCCUGACACUAUUUUCUUGGAUCUAGGAGAACGUCAUCUUGUUCGACCUGAGAAUAUUCGUCGGGGUCGAUUAUUAGGUCGUGGAGCGUUUGGGUUUGUGUUCAGAGGGACAUGUCGAGUUCGAGGGACAAGUCAAACCAUUGAUGUAGCGAUGAAGAUGUUGCAACCAGUGCAACCCGGAGCGAAUGCUCGGCAGUCAGCCCUCAUUGCUUACAAAGCUGCACAAGGAAAAUGGGACAGAGAUCCUCUUCAGUAUGCUUGCAAAGCCUACUGCACUGCCCGGCAAGAACUGAAUAUUCUUCUAAGUUUGCGACAUGCUAACAUAGUGCCUUUGGUGGGAGUAUGCACUCGUCCACUAGCUUUAGUUCUUGACUUAGCCCCUCAAGGUGCACUGGAUGCCACGCUUAGACACUACCGCCGUUCAGGUGCUCGCUUUGGGGUGUUCUGCCUGCAAGCCAUUAUCCUUCAGGCUGCAAAAGCUAUCGAAUAUCUACAUCAACAGCAUAUUAUCUACAGAGAUCUCAAAUCUGAAAAUGUUCUUGUGUGGGAGAUGCCUCCUCCGUUUCAAGAUGGACCUGAAAGUUCUGUUCAUAUCAAACUUGCUGACUAUGGUAUCAGUCGGCUGACGUUACCUUCGGGAACAAAAGGCUUUGGUGGAACAGAAGGGUUUAUGGCUCCAGAGAUCAUGCGUUAUAAUGGGGAGGAGGAAUAUACUGAAAAAGUGGACUGCUUUUCCUUUGGAAUGUUUAUCUAUGAGCUUUUGACCUUGCACCAGCCAUUUGAGGGCCAUGAGUCAGUCAAGGAAUGCAUUUUGGAGGGAGGAAGACCUCCACUCACGUACAGAGAAACCUUAUACCCCAGCCUAAUGUUGGAUCUGAUGGUACUGUGUUGGUCCCAAUCUCCUCGUGACCGACCGUCUGCCAGUCAAAUUGUGUCAAUUGCUUCUGCUCCUGAAUUCACACAUCUUGGAGACACUGUAUCAUUAAAUCAUGGAGGGUCUGUUGUGGCAACAACAGCAGUAAUUCUACCAGAAAUUGCAGAAGAAGGCGGUUGCAGUGCAGAACUCUGGAUGGCAUGCUCCAACGCACGAGUGGACCUCCUGAUGGGCUCUCCCAGAGGAUGGUUGCAGUAUUGCACCCUCGCCCUUCCACAACACCCUACAGCUGCGUGUACAGUUGAUGGUAAUGUCUGGAUUGGAGACAGCAUGGGAGCUAUUCAUGCAUAUAUAGGAAAAGACUGCUGUAAGUUGUUCAGCUACACUUUGGAUCCUGAGGCUCCUGAAACGUGUGCAGUGUGUGCCAUGGUUCCACUACCAGUUCUGCAAAGAGUGGCAGUGGCGCUCUCAAAUGGGCGUUUAUUCCUUGUGCGUUCUGACCUCUUGCCUACGUCUCCCACCAUGGGAGAAGGUUCCUUUGUGAUGACAGAACUUGGAAGCAGCCCUGCAUUACAUUCCCUUACUGCCAUUUUCCGGGAACAAGGCCGAGUGUGUGAAUUAUGGUGUGGAGAAGCCCAAGGAAACAUUUCAAUUUUCACUAUUCGUGAAAAUAUUGUAACAUCACAUGAUGUGGUGAAUCAUUACGAUCCCAUCAUAGAAAACAUUUGUGUUCUGAAUUUAGUGUCAACACAUUCCCCAGUGUACUAUGAUAGUGAAGAUGUCUCUGUUUGUUCCUAUGUUUAUCCAGGUAAAUGGGAUACAAAUUCUCAUACUAUUUUGAAUAAAUUGGACUGCUCCAAACUUGUGCCUUGUUCAGAAAGUCUCAAGUCAAUAAGCAUUGAGGAACACUUGAGUCCGGGAAAAUGCCAGGUUACCAGUCUUGCAAUUCUGAACAAUGAACUCUAUGUGGGAACAACUUGGGGUUGCAUUGUAGUUGCAGAGCGGUCCACUAUGCGUCCUAUCACAGUCUUCCGACCUUUUGAAGAAGAGGUGCGAGCUAUUGUGCCCUUCAUUCGGCCAGGCAAGCAACAGCAUGCAUCCUCAGAGUCUACAGAUGAUGAUUCAAGGAAUCGCCGUUCACUUUCACCCAUGAUAGCUACAAUUGGUCGUGGCUAUCGAAGUCUCAUUUCUCGAUACACAGACACUGUCAUGACUCCAACUCCUCUAGUGCAAAGCCCUUCUCAUACCCAGCAUGAUGCUCGCAGUCAACACAUGCAUGCUCUUUUGUGGAGAGCUGAACAUUGGGCAGCUGCGUAAUUGAAGAAUACAGAGGCACAAUUAUUUUUUUACUUGUGUUCCUUUUAACUUGAUAACUGAUAGAUAUAAAUUGAUAUUUGUAAGUUUGGUGAUGUAUUAAAUUGGCCCUUUUUUUAUUUUUAUAUUCAGCCCAUAGUUUCAGGAAUGGAAAAUGUUUUACGUUUUCAAGCUGCAUUAAAAUGAGAUUUUUGUUAAGUUUUUAUCAACUAAUUGACUUUAUAUUAAUAUUUCUGUAAUAUUAAUUAUAUAUUUCUCAACCAUGAUGUUGUGGUGAGCAGCUUACUUGUUCUAUAUUAAAAUAAUUGUUCACUUUUACCCUCCAUAUAUAUAAGGAAUCAAGUUGUUGAUUUAUAUUUUCAUACAAUCAAACAUUUACUAGGAACAUUUCCUGAAAGUAAAAGUGUAUAUUUUAUUUCAGUAAUCAAAAAUGAAAUGCAUAUUUGAUGCAAAUAAUGAAAUGAAAAAUGAAUUUAAUGUGUUUUGUGUCUUUUUAUGAAGAAUAAUAUUGAAGUUGGAAGUUUUGAGUGUUUAAGAGGCAAGCAUUAAUCUUGGCGUUUUCAUAAGGAUUCUUCUUUUGUAAUGACUGUAGAUUGACAAUAGUUUGAUGAACCUAUUGGUUUGCUCUGUUAAUAUAAUAAGUGUUGUGAGAUGCAUACCUUCCAUUGAAUUUUUUCUAUUCAUUUUGAAGCAGCUAAUAUAUACAUACAUUCUGCAGGAUCCUGUGAUUUCAUAUAAAUGAGUGUGUACAUUCAAUGAAAUGUCAUUCAUUGUAUAUUAUUGUUGGUUGUCUCAGUUACUAUAAAUUGAUUGUGAAGAAAUUACAAUAUUUUUUGGAAAAACAUAUUAUAGUGUACUGUGAUUUACAAGGUUGCAACAAAGUAGUUUUAGAACAUGGUUGUGUUUUUUGGAGUUCCGUAGUACAAAAGUGUAUGUGAUUUAAACAUACUUGUGAAUAUGGUUAAAGUUAGGCUUGUUAUGCUCUCAAGUUGAAUAUUUCAAAAUGUUCCACACUACACAAUAUAUUAUAAUGCCAUCCUUUGUUAAAAAAGGUAUGGUUAACUGAAAAUUAUUUUCAUGCAGGAUUCUAAAAAAUACAAAAGAAGAGUCUGGAGAUAUUGGGAGUGUAAGAGAAUAAAAAUAUAAGAUGUGAAAGGUUGGUUGAAAAACCUGAUUUGUAGUUCCUUGUGCUGUGCACAUGAAGUCAUUACAAAAUAUUUAUGUUCAUUUGAUUUUCUUAUAUCCUACUUAUAUUUCAUUGUAUGUGAAGCAGAUUCAAAAAAUGCCCAUGCCUUUAACAUUGUACUUCUGUGUGAUACAGUAAUUGGGAAAAAAAAGAGAGAAAAUAUGUUAAAAUUGAGAUUGAAUUCACAACAAAUUAAAAUCAAUACGAUCUCUGAAGACUUUUAAAUCAAACUUGCAGGAUAAUAAAGAUUAUUAUCUCUGAUGUUGUUGAAUUAUGACCAGAUUUGGGCUGGUCCUGUUGAUCUCAUUAAUGUCUGUAUUGUCCAAAUGUCGCCUUAAUUCAUUCUUAUAGAAUGCAUUUAGAAAAUCUGUACAUAUUUAUUGUAAUUUUGCUUUAUUGUUCCAAGCAAUAAAGUUAUUUAUGUGCCCAAUUAUGUGAAAUUUUUAUUUCUUAAAUUAAGGGGGGAAAUUGU